Neomonachus schauinslandi (Hawaiian monk seal) is the source of this 641-nucleotide messenger RNA. It is a transcript of the gene MISFA, whose product is annotated as SPTY2D1 opposite strand. Lineage: Eukaryota; Metazoa; Chordata; Mammalia; Carnivora; Phocidae. The transcript is spliced from 5 exons. The record is from RefSeq and is a predicted model, not a curated record. The coding region runs from base 205 to 366 and encodes 53 amino acids.
GGGACAUCUGUAAGGAGAGGAAUAGGAAGGACCCGAGGAGAAGCAGUAAAGGAGGGCGUUGUGGAUCCUUUGGAGCCAAGGACUGGAACUGACAUGCAAGACCUCUACCAACUGAGGGUUUCAUGAGCACACUCCUUUGCCAAGAUCUCCGUGAAUAGUCUUUCACUGUGCAGUUGUGUCUUAGACAUUGUUUUACUUGUUGUCAUGAUCGUGCUUGGCUGGAUGCUUUUUGUUGGACUUGCAUGUUAUAUGGGCGCAUUUCCGGAGUUCAUGCCUCCAACUCUGAAGUGGAAAGAGAAGUGGCCUGUUCAGGAGAACAAGACGCGACUGAGGAGCUGGACUUUGGAUGAAGACCCACAGCUCUGAGAACCAUGUGGAAGGGAUAUAAGUAUCCCCCAGGAGGGACCCCGGUGGAAAUAAGCAAAGAUGAUCCUGGUGAAGUAAUGCAGCUCUGAAGCUCACCUGACCAGCUGUACAGUUCCUGUUGUUGGUUUCACAUAAAGUAAUUGCACAUUAUUUUGUCACAUUUUAUGUAAAAAGUUACCGUAUUUUUUAAGAUGAAGACUUGGUAUUCUGUUAGCUCGAAACAGGGAGAUGAAGGGUGGGGAGGUAGUUGGGGUGGAUGAAUGUGAUUGGGUCCC